This is a messenger RNA of Strongylus vulgaris, 360 nucleotides long. The record is from the annotation of a GenBank genome assembly. Lineage: Eukaryota; Metazoa; Nematoda; Chromadorea; Rhabditida; Strongylidae.
AUGUCAUCUCUUUCCCACGCUGAACGUGCAAGUGUUGCUACUGGAGCUGCGUAUGGAGGUGGAGGAAAUGCUGAUGGGACCAGUGGCCCUCACAAAUCAAGCUCUGGUGCUUGGACACCAGUGAAACCUUGGAGUACAAUUUUUCAUGGAGGAAGAGGAUUCCUCUUCCCUACUUUAAAAGUAAACCAGCCACGUAAUCAAAACGCUACAGAUCGCGGCCAUCCAGCGAGUGGUCCUUCGGCAAGGGGAGGAAGUGCUUCGCGCUCUCACGUGCCUCCAGGUCGAGCCAUUCCUCGUGCAGAUGUUAACAACAGCCAAGAUCAGCCUCAAAUAACACCGUUUGGACAAAGAUUCGGUUAG